CACUUGGGAUUUAAACGAAGAAAAAAUAAUAAUAAAUUUACGUUGUGAUCGGAACAAAAACGAAAUAAUUAAAUUUUAUAAUAUAAUCGUAAAAGUACAAUUUAACGAGAUCGGGUUAAAAAAAGUUGUAUAAAAGACACGUCUAGUGCGUGUUUAUAAGUGUUUUUGUAUAAUUACGUGUGUGUUAAUUAAAAGUCGUUGUACUGGCGGGGUACGUGAAUAUGGCUGGUUACUUGAAGGCGCCACCGGGAGUCGCUGCACAUCACGGCUUCCCUGGGCACCAUCAUGUAACAGCCGGUAUGGCAUCAUUAGCAGCGGCUGGUCCAUUCGGUUUGCCACAUCCCCAUCCAUUAGAUCAAGUUGGUUUUGGGCCAGGUAUGUUUGACCAAUGUGUAAAUCCACGAAAACAACGAAGGGAACGUACAACAUUCACACGAGCACAACUAGAUGUAUUGGAAUCAUUAUUUACGAAAACCCGGUAUCCAGAUAUAUUUAUGCGAGAAGAAGUUGCAUUAAAAAUUAAUUUACCAGAAUCACGCGUACAAGUAUGGUUUAAAAAUCGUCGUGCAAAAUGUCGUCAACAAUUACAACAGCAACAACAACAACAAAAUGUGAAAUCAUCAAAUAAAUCCUCAUCAAAUUUAUCAACAUCAACAAAAAUCAAACCAAGUAAAACAUCACCAUUAAUUAGCACCUCUGUAACACCCAUUACAUCAACAUCACCAACGAUAAUCAUUAAAAAAGAAUCGUCAUCUUCGACCACACAUCAUAGUCAUCUUUUAUCACAAAACUCUUAUCGUAAUAAUUUAACAAAUAAUACCAAUAACAAUCUAAAUGGUCCUAAUGCUGGGGGUGCAAAUAAUACGGGUGCAAGCAGCGGUGGUGGAGGUAAUUUAACACCGCUAGGUAGUAACACAAGCAGUUUAAUGACAACACCUUCACCGCCAGGUACACCAAGUGCAAAUAAUAAUUCAUUAACAUAUCAUAAUACCGUCGGUACGGGUUCAAUUGGUGGUGCUACUGAUGCAUCCUCAUAUAAUGCUGCAUUUUCAUCAUGGUCCUCACAAAAUUCUGCUAUGGCAGCAGCACAAUCCCCCUAUUACAGUCAUCAAACGUAUAAUCCAGCUUAUUAUAGUCAAAUGGAUUAUUUUAAUGCGGCCCAACAAAAUGGUGCCGCACAAAUGUCCGCACAACACCAUCACAAUCAUCACCAUCAUCAAAUGUCUGCAUUUAAUCAUCAAAUGGCUGCUGCAUACUCACCAAUGGCUAGUAUGGCUGCUACACAUCACCAUCAUCAGAGUUUUAGUCCAUCGUCACGGCAUCAUAGUAAUAGCAGUAGUAGUCAUCCAAAUGAUUGUAGUUUAGAUUAUAUGACGACACAGGAUAAAUAUCAAAUGGUUUAGUGAUUUCUGAUUGGCUCAAAUUAUUAUUUUAAAAUGUAUAAAUGAUAAAUUUAAUAAAUAAUUCAAUUGAAAAAUGAAUUAACAAUAAUAAUUGAAUAUGUGUUAAAAGUAAAUAAGCGUUGAGACAUUGUUUUGCUACCAAGAAUAAAAAAAAAUUCAAAUUUUCA
Chrysoperla carnea is the source of this 1570-nucleotide messenger RNA. Its product is annotated as homeobox protein OTX2-like. Gene Ontology annotation, molecular function: RNA polymerase II cis-regulatory region sequence-specific DNA binding; DNA-binding transcription factor activity, RNA polymerase II-specific. The transcript is spliced from 3 exons. Gene Ontology annotation, biological process: regulation of transcription by RNA polymerase II. The record is from RefSeq and is a predicted model, not a curated record. Gene Ontology annotation, cellular component: nucleus. Lineage: Eukaryota; Metazoa; Arthropoda; Insecta; Neuroptera; Chrysopidae. The coding region runs from base 222 to 1403 and encodes 393 amino acids.